Molecule: messenger RNA, 2729 nt
Organism: Haplochromis burtoni (Burton's mouthbrooder)
Lineage: Eukaryota; Metazoa; Chordata; Actinopteri; Cichliformes; Cichlidae
Exons: 6
Coding region: 966-1586 (206 amino acids)
Source: RefSeq, a predicted model, not a curated record
AUUUAUGAUGACGGAAAUAAUAGUUAUGACAAACCUAGUUUGAGUAGCAAACAUAAUUCUAAAAUGCUCUAUAAGUAAUUUCCACCCAUCCACCAUGGGGUCUUGUCCUGAAGGUCAGAGAUCAAAAUCUUUCUGGGGGUUAAAAGCCAUAAAUUGGGAAUCUAUUUAGGUGUCAGUCCAGUCAGAAAACACACACUGUGGACUUGAUAAGAUAAGAUAGAUUCCAUAUAAUUUAGAGCUGAUUUAAAUUUGUAAACACUGGAUUUUAUGUGUGAGGGCAGAUUAUUCCCGAGAAAACCUGGUCACAUUUCGGGGGGUGUUUCUCUGUCCUUUAGAUCUCACUGCUGAAGGAGAAUCCAUAAAAGUGGCCAUCACUGCAUUGAACAUGCAUGGACAAAGGAACAAGUGCCUUCAUUUGGAUAGCGGGAGACCUUCCAGGAGUAAAAGGCAGGUCUGCACAUGAUAAAGCAGGAUCACUUUCCAGAGAGAAAAUGUCAAAGUAAACCCGUCUGUUUUCAUCACCGUGGCAACAUGUUUCCACAGAAACAAGCUUCAUUAUCACAGGUAAGUCGCUACAGAGCGUGAUUCCUGCUGUAAUGAUCGAACACAUCUCUGUCAGCUUUCUGUAUAUGAGAGCGUCCUGUGUGGUGACUGUGCUGAGGUCACCACAUCUGUGAUUUUACUACAUGUUCACUGUCAACAGGAAGAAACAGGCAGUUUGUCUGCGGGGGUUGCCAUGGUCGUGUCCCUUUCAGCGGUCUGGGAACUUGGACUUGAGUCACUGGUGUUUCCUAGUUUUCGAUUCUUGUUUCUUAGUUCUUGUGACGCCAUCUUUGCUUCCUGUUUUUACUGUGUGAUCUUUCCAGAGAUGUGUUUCAGGUCUACGUGAAAAGCUGCAGUUACACCUGAGCCUGACAGAGCUGCAGAGGUCUGACUGCACUGUGACCGAGGCACAGGACGAGACGAUGGACGGCGUCAGCCCGGCUUCAGCCCGCUGUGGUCCUCGCUGCCAACAUAAACCUCAGCGCUUUAGACCGAGACCCAUGCAUCAGAGCACCCUGAGCCUGGGCGACACGCCGCCCUGCUACACCACCACCCACACCCAGAGUUAUUCCGGCAGGUCGGUCGAUGGACGUCCUCUCGUCUUCCGCCUCAGAGACCCCAGCUUCCCCUCCCAGCACCGCAGCCAGCUGGAUCUCCGUGACAACAACAUGCCGCCGCAGAGUGUGCUGCAGUCACACAGCAAAGAGGUGUACGCGCCCCAGCACGUGACUCCGAGAGUCGACCCAAAGUUGGAAAACUGGACUCGGUAUAACAGCAGCCGCGCCAUCAGAGAGCUCAUCAGUCAUCAUCAGCAUCAUCCACCCGAGUGCCAGAGCACCUACAGGACGGAGCACCCGACCCCGGAGUUCGACGGCUCGUCACUGCAGGCCAGCGGCAGACAGACACAGCGGCACCGACACGACAUCCUGACAGGUGAACCGACGCAGGUGUUUGAGCCGAGGAAGUCCAGACGGUCCAGAGAUCAGCAGCUGUGGGCGACCAGACGCUGGGAGACGGACUGUACUGCGUUCAGACUCUACUGAUAGGAAGUAACGCCACAGCAAACCUCCAUUAAAUGUGCAAACCCUGUCAGGACUCUGUGGUCUGCAGAUGCUUCUCAGAGCAUUCCCAUAUGAUGCAGGAACAGCAUUUCUCCUCCAGGACUCAGUGAACAGAAACAAUAAGUGAACUUUAACUGAAGGGGCUCAGAUGGGCAGGAAAACACAGAAAUACUAAAGUCCAAAGCCCACGAGAGGCUCCAGCAGGGAGUCGACCGCCAGCUUUACAGCAUAAAUAAACACGUUUACAGCCGGACAGGUGAGACACAGGUGGCUGUAGCUGCUAGCAUUUUCAUAGCAUCAUCUGACCAAUGACAUGGCUGCUGUGAGGUACUAACAGACACGGCAAGAAAUAUUGGUGAAAUUCUGGCUGUUACUAAUCAGCAGGUCUGUGUGAUACAAGCAUACAGUGUGUGGUGAUUGCCAAGUUAUCAGCUAAUGCCAUCACCCUCUCAUCCAAAUAUCACUACUGGACCCAGAAAUCUAGGGUCCUAAGCCACUAAUGAAAGCCCCCCACCCAGUUUAACCAACAAUAAAAGCUUCAAAUCUGAGAGAAAUAUUCAAUCCUGUACUCCCACUGUGCUCCAAUAACGUGCCAAUGAUCAGUGGGUCGGAUCACUGUGGAGCUGUGAGGUGUUUGGUCCUGAGAAUACACGGCGCAGGUGUGCUGCCAACGGUCAGGACAGUGCAGGUCUGGAAGGAGGGCAGGGCUCACACACAUGAAGACCAAGAAACAACCUCAUUUAAAUCACUUUAUUCGUGUGUAAAGAUCUCCAAUAAACACAAAUAAUGAAAUGAGUUGAAAUACCAGAAAUAAGAAGACUGAGGAGAAACGAACACAUAAAUAACAAGAAAAGGACAGACGGGGACAGAGAAGAAAGGGUGGGGCCUAUUUACAGAGACGCCCCACGUCACCGACGCACUGUGGGGUUUCAUCCCAGCACUAACAGAGUCCAGCUAGCAGCGGUACAGCAGUAGGCCUGUCUCUACCAACAGUUUCAGCUCCGCUUCAAAUCCAGUUUUGUUUUCAGCACUAAAUUCAAACAAGUGAAGCAGAAGAAGCACAAAAACGUAAAAAGACCUGCUGUUAAUCCCCCCCCCCAAAAAAAAAAAAUCAUUGCUGUCUGA